CGGGCGGGUGAGCGGCAGGCGGGGACUGGGGCCCGAGGCGGGGAGUGCCGGAGCGCCGGCGGCGACGACGGCAGCGGCGGUAGAGCAGGCUCGGUGCGUGGGUCCGUGGCGGCUCGGGGUCCGCCCGCGGGCUGCGGUGCGAGCGGGCGGCCCGGCUCCUCUCCUCCCCCGCCCGCCGCCGCCGCUGUGAUUGGGUGGAAGAUGGCGUUGGGCGGAUGGAAAUCCUAAUGACAGUCUCCAAAUUCGCCUCCAUCUGUACCAUGGGCGCCAAUGCCUCGGCAUUAGAGAAAGAGAUUGGUCCAGAACAGUUUCCAGUCAAUGAGCACUAUUUUGGAUUAGUCAAUUUUGGGAAUACCUGCUACUGUAAUUCAGUUCUUCAAGCACUUUAUUUUUGUCGUCCAUUUCGGGAAAAAGUUCUAGCAUACAAGAGCCAACCUAGGAAGAAGGAGAACCUUCUUACCUGCCUAGCAGACCUCUUCCAUAGCAUAGCCACUCAGAAGAAGAAGGUUGGGGUGAUUCCUCCUAAGAAGUUCAUAACAAGAUUACGGAAGGAAAAUGAACUUUUUGACAACUACAUGCAGCAAGAUGCCCAUGAAUUCUUAAAUUACCUACUAAAUACAAUUGCUGAUAUUUUACAAGAAGAAAGAAAGCAGGAAAAACAAAAUGGCCGUUUACCUAACGGUAAUAUUGACAAUGAGAACAACAACAGCACACCAGACCCAACGUGGGUUCACGAGAUUUUUCAGGGAACACUGACAAAUGAAACCAGAUGUCUUACUUGUGAAACUAUAAGCAGCAAAGAUGAAGAUUUUUUAGACCUUUCUGUUGACGUGGAACAAAACACAUCGAUCACUCACUGCUUAAGGGGUUUCAGCAACACAGAAACUCUGUGCAGUGAAUACAAAUAUUACUGUGAAGAAUGUCGCAGCAAACAGGAAGCACACAAACGGAUGAAAGUUAAAAAACUGCCCAUGAUUCUGGCUCUGCACCUGAAGAGGUUUAAAUACAUGGAUCAGCUGCAUCGAUACACAAAACUGUCUUACCGGGUAGUGUUUCCUUUAGAACUUCGUCUGUUUAACACCUCUGGUGAUGCGACCAAUCCUGACAGAAUGUACGACCUUGUCGCCGUGGUGGUUCACUGUGGAAGUGGUCCCAAUCGAGGACAUUAUAUUGCAAUAGUUAAGAGUCAUGAUUUUUGGUUAUUGUUUGAUGACGACAUUGUAGAAAAAAUAGAUGCACAAGCUAUUGAAGAAUUCUACGGGUUGACAUCAGAUAUCUCAAAGAACUCAGAGUCUGGUUACAUCCUUUUCUAUCAGUCUCGGGACUGAGCGAGACCGUGAUGAAGAGAUACUUUCUGCCUCAUUUCUUCUCUGGUUAUUUUGGAAAGGAUCAAGCACUGAUUUUUCAAGACAAGAGAAAUGCAGGAAGCUCAGGGGGCAGUCGCACACUUUGCACACAAUAAAGCAAAGACUAUGGAUUAACACGCUCUUCCUAUCAUGAUAGUUGAUUUAUUUGCUCAGGUAUCAUGCUGUCUGUGCAGUUCCACACAACAAGGAAGUGAAAUCAGAGAUAGCAGCUCCUCUUGUAAAACAGCCUUCCAGUAAUUGAUAUGCAUUUCUCUUUAUUAAUUGCACCAGUAAUGAUUUGAACUCCUUGGGGGUGCAGUAGAAAGACUAGGAAUCCGUGCUAGGUUGUAUUGAUCAUUUAAGGAGAUC
Molecule: messenger RNA, 1715 nt
Organism: Lontra canadensis (Northern American river otter)
Lineage: Eukaryota; Metazoa; Chordata; Mammalia; Carnivora; Mustelidae
Gene: USP12
Product: ubiquitin specific peptidase 12
Exons: 9
Coding region: 216-1328 (370 amino acids)
Biological process (GO): protein deubiquitination
Cellular component (GO): nucleus; cytosol
Molecular function (GO): cysteine-type endopeptidase activity; cysteine-type deubiquitinase activity
Source: RefSeq, a predicted model, not a curated record